This is a messenger RNA of Oenanthe melanoleuca, 1883 nucleotides long. RefSeq names its product serine/threonine-protein kinase pim-2-like. Gene Ontology annotation, cellular component: cytoplasm. Gene Ontology annotation, biological process: negative regulation of apoptotic process; protein autophosphorylation; regulation of mitotic cell cycle. Gene Ontology annotation, molecular function: protein serine/threonine kinase activity; ATP binding. The transcript has 5 exons. The record is from RefSeq and is a predicted model, not a curated record. The coding region runs from base 1 to 876 and encodes 291 amino acids. Lineage: Eukaryota; Metazoa; Chordata; Aves; Passeriformes; Muscicapidae.
AUGCCUACCAAACUGCUGCAGUCAGAGCCUCUGGCAGAGCUCCUCGCUCCGGUGGUGCCGGUGCUGGAGCAGCACCGUGUUUUGGCUCCGCCUGGCCCGGCCCCGGCCCCGAACGAGGCCCCUCCCGCGGCUCCGCCCGCAGCCGCCCCGCAGCCGCCCGGCUCCCGGCCCGCGGCCGGCGGCUUCCCCGGUGCGAGCCCCGCCGCCCGUCAGCUCGGCCGCCGGCCCCGAGCCGCCGGAGCCCGGGGCGGCUCGGGAAGCAGCAGCGCCCGGGGCGGGCGGGUGCCCCGGGCAGAAUGGCGAGGGCGCCGUGCCGUCCGCACGGGCGGAGAAGCCUCCCCUGGAGCAGCUCUAGCGGGAGGGCCCGCUGCUGGGGAGCGGCGGCUGCGGCAGCGUUUACGCCGGGACCCGGCUCGCCGACGGCGCCCCGGUGGCCAUCGGGCGAGUGGCCCGGGAUCGCAUCUGGGAGUGGGCGCGGCUGCACGACGGCGCCCUUGUGCCCUGGAGCUGGUGCUCAAGUGGAUGGUGUCGUGCCCUGGCUUGGGCGGCGUCGUGCGGCUCCUGGACUGGUUCGAGCUGCCCGACGGCUUCGCGCUGGUCAUGGAGCGUCCGGAGCGCUGCCGGGACCUGUGGCACUUGCUGGAGGCGGGCGGGUCCCUGCCAGAGCCCGUGGCGCGGGGGCUGUUCCGCCAGGUGCUGCAGGCCGUGCGGCACUGCACCAGCCGCGGCGUCCUGCACCGCGACAUCAAGGCCGAGAACAUCCUCGUCGACCUGGCCACCGGCGAGGCCAAGCUCAUCGACUUCGGCUGCGGCACCAUCCUCCAGGACACCUUCUACACCUGGAUGGCAGAUUGCCAGCACCUCAUCAGGUGGUGAUUAUCCAUGGACCCUGCAGACAGGCCAUGCCUGGAAGACCUUGUAGAGCAUUCUUGGCUGCAGAAGCCCCACCUGGCCCAGGAGACAGCAGAGAUCCAUCCCUCUGCACAGUAGGAUCCAGGAGCUCAACAAGUACCUGCUGCUCGCGUCUCGUGGCGCUCAAAGAAAUCCCCAGAGCGUUUCCCUGCUGGCCUGCAGCACGGAGCAGAGAGCGCGGCCCAGGAGAUGCUUCCGCGGGUUCCCGCGAGUUGUGGAGGGAGCGGCUCAGGGCUCCCCGUCCUGUUGGAGAAGUCUUGGCACAGUGCGGUGAAGUUGAUCUGGAGUGGAAAAGGGGAAACAUCCCCCUGCAGCUCAAUGGCAUCGUGGUGUCCCUGCAAGCCGAGGCACAGCUGGCGUGUUCUUGUGGAGCGCGACGCGGAGCCGGAGAACCAUCCUCGAGCUGGCCUGAUGGGGCAAAGCCGAUGGGCUUUGGUUUGGCCCCUUCCUGGAGGACACGCUCUGCACCCCGACAAAAUCAAGAUGAGUCCCCAGCCGGCGCAGGGGCGGGGGGAUGCUCGUGCUUCCAGGCACGGCAGGGCUCGGCCUGGCCACGCGCCGCAGGUUCCCCGCUUGGCGGCAAUGGGGAAUAUUGAUCUUUCUGCCGCCCGCCCGGCUGCUUUUUGGCAGGACAUGGGACGGGUGUUGUGGAAGGGGAGCCGGCUCCUGUCCUUGCUGAGAGCUUCUGCCAGCAUGCCUGCUACGGGCUGGGGUGGGGGCAGUGAGCCUGACCAAAGCAUCCAUCCAUGUGGAUGGGGAGCGGCAGAGGGGGAUGGGUUCUGAAGCCGUGCCCCAGCUGCUCUGCUUUGCAGGCCCUUGAGGAAGGGAUGGGCUUACGGGUGGGAAAGGUGGGGUUUUUCCCACCCCUGGAGAGGUUUCAUUCUUCCAUAGAGUGGUCAGACCCUCCCCAGGCCUGUGAAACGGUAAUAACCUUUGGUGCUUUUUCUUGUUCCCAGGUCUUGUUUGGAACU